AUGGCUUCGAAGCUCAUAACUAUAACAGCCAUCCUAGUACUCGCCAAUUGGGGAGAAGUUAUCGCAUCCUUAGUACCAGGCCCUCAACUUAUAGGCCCGGCUCCGCCCGUCCUAGCACGAGCACCGGCCGUCAUAACAGAUACCGUAGAUCCAAAUCCAUCAUAUUCGUUUGCCUAUGACGUCCAAGAUGCUUUAACAGGUGAUUCCAAAGGACAAGUAGAAAGCAGAGCAAACGGAAUUGUCAGAGGUCAAUACAGCGUUGCAGAUCCUGAUGGUACCAGAAGAAUUGUAGAUUAUUACGCCGAUCCCGUUCAUGGUUUCAACGCUGUAGUAAGAAGAGUACCAAUAGGAGUUGUAGCUAGAGCAGCAGCACCACUUGUAAGGGCAGUUCCAGCUCCAGUAGCAGUACCAGCUCGAGUAGCAGUACCAGCUCCAGUAGCAGUACCAGCCCCACUUCCCGCAUUACCAGCACCUCUACCUGCUGUACCAGCUCCAUUUCCCGCAUAUCCUGCCCAUUUAGCUCACUUCCAAUCUCCUUAUCUUACUAGGGCUGUUGUUCCUGCCACAGGGCCUGCUCCUGCGUACUUGCCAGCUCCUGCGCGAUUUGCUUCGCCUUAUUUGGGUGCUCCUCCCGUUGCGCCAGCUUUGGGGAGAUUUGCUGCACCACAAUAUUUGGGUGCGCCAGCUCCUCUAGGGGUUGCACCAGGGGGGUACGGCGUGUUUUAA
Messenger RNA from Psylliodes chrysocephalus, 726 nucleotides. The record is from the annotation of a GenBank genome assembly. NCBI's taxonomy places the organism in Eukaryota, Metazoa, Arthropoda, Insecta, Coleoptera, Chrysomelidae.